Pseudophryne corroboree (corroboree frog) is the source of this 3316-nucleotide messenger RNA. Its product is annotated as protein AHNAK2-like. Bases 148 to 1761 code for a protein of 537 amino acids. Gene Ontology annotation, cellular component: cytoplasm; nucleus. The record is from RefSeq and is a predicted model, not a curated record. The transcript has 8 exons. Gene Ontology annotation, molecular function: protein binding. NCBI's taxonomy places the organism in Eukaryota, Metazoa, Chordata, Amphibia, Anura, Myobatrachidae. Gene Ontology annotation, biological process: peripheral nervous system myelin maintenance; regulation of RNA splicing.
UGCUGGGUUAGGAGAGAACCAGGAGUGUGUCAGCAUUUGCCUUUCUUAUACAGCAGCAUCUGACUGCUACAGUAUGCUUAAGGCUGUCUGGAUGUGCAUCAGCAGCUAAGGACUGACUCUCGCAGGAGUGCCUGACAAUCCUUCAACAUGUGCGACUGCUUUCAUCUGUUUCUGCCUAACUGGCAAGGAUCUCCAGCCAGUGAUUCCAACAGGCCCCUGAAGGCAGAAGAACCAGAUGACGAUCAGGAAGAAGAUGACACGACCAUUGACAUAGAGAUAGAAAAUGUUAGACCACGGCCUCAGGGAUCAUCACCAGUUUAUGAAUAUGCUGUAAAUGAAUACUACACUGAUCCAGAGGGCAGUUCCCUAUAUGCAGACUCUGAGUAUUCAAACAGAAUAAGAAAGACAUCCUUUAUACGGACCUCACAUCCUUUUACAAAAAUGAUGGACUCAGAUGAAACUAUGGAGGUGACAUUAAGCACCGAGGUGGACGUCUGUGAUAAAGGGUUUGCAAUAGCUGGCGGAGGGGAAAAGGGAAUCACUGUUUUGCAGGUUUUAAAAGAAUCUCCACAUUCAAAUAUUUUCUGCAUCAAAGAAGGCGAUCAAAUAUUAAGUGCGACAAUCUAUUUUGAUAACAUCACAUAUGAAGAUGCAUUAAAGAUUUUGGAGCAUUCUGAGCCUUACAAAGUACAGUUCCAAUUGAAACGUAAACUUGGUAAAGAAGACAGAGAGAAAAUGCAAUCUAUUGUGCAAAUCAAGAAAGAUAAACAGUUACAGGAUGAAGAUGACACUAUUACAGCUUCGGUAAAAACAGAAAACGAUCAAACUGUUAAAAAGAGAGAGCAUAAGAAGAAACGAUCAAAGAAAGACAGAUUGUCCUGGCCAAAAUUUCAGUCAAUUACAAAUACCAGGUUUCUAGGUCACAGGCGGUCUCGUAGCACAUCAGAAACUAAUGAGGAUGAAACUACAGAUGUGUAUUCAAAAGUGACAGAUGCUACCUUCGAAGAUGAUGAAAUCUUUAUAGCACAGGAAAAGGAAAGGCAAUAUCAGCAGGAGAUCCAUGGUAUGGAUAUCCACAGUCGGAGACCAAUAAUUGAAAAGCAGAUCACAGAUGUGACAAACAUUAAGAACCGAAGAGCAAAAGAAAAGAGAAGCUUAGACAGCAGUAGAAGUGUCCAUAUAGACCAUCAUGGCAUCACAAAAGCACAGAUGAAGAAAGGCUUGUCACUGCAGUCCACAAUCUUGCCUUCUAGUAGAGAGGAAGGGAAGACUGCUGAAAAGGAGAGGAAAGACAUAUUUUCUGAAGUUGAAAUGAUAAUUGUAAAAGGUAAAAAUCUGCCAUCACCAUGCAAGGUAUCACCAGUACAAAUGAGAGAGAAGAAAACAGCAGUGCAAAACCUCAUGGCGACAUCUACAACUGAAAUAUCAACAACUCAAUUGACCACAAAAGAAUUAAAGAUUGAACAAUUUCCAGAACACUUAGAAAACACGAGUCAAGGUCAACAUAGUAUUUCUGAUGAUACUUCAAGUCCCACCAAGGAGAAAACAUCGGGGUUUAAACAGAGAAAGAAAAAAACAAAGAAAACAAGGUUGGAAAACCUGCCUCUUGGAAAACAAGCAGUGAGCAUUGAAGAUUCCUGUACCACCAUGCUGGUUGGCACUGAACAUUACAUGGAUGCCAAUACAACAGAGGUCAGGGUUGCUGAAUCUGAAAAAGGUAGGAAACCCAUGACAAAAUGUAUCGCCAUGUGGCCAGGGUAAUUGGACAGCAGGAUAGAAUGAAAACAUCACGUGAUCAGUUCAUAUUCUACUCUGAGAUAACUUCUUCAGCCAGAUACACCUGCUGCAUUAUAAGUGUUUGGAUGCAACAAGGGGUUUGUUACCCUGUUAAUAAUAAUAAAUACUUUAAACAGCUGGGUAUUAUUCUAAGAUUAAGAUAACUAUUAAAUGACUCAGUUGAUGAAGAGCAAGGCAUAUCUAUAUACUAGAUUUAAAUUUGUAUUUUUGUUGAGAUAUGUGCCUUGUACAAUACAGCCUCAAACACAUAAGUAUGCAGACACAUUUUUGCAUGUAUGCAAGAGUUGCUUUGUUAUGUUUAACUUUAAAUAAGCCUCUUUGAAUGGCCAUUGAUUAUGGUUUGUAAACAGCCUGCUGUAUACUGACAUGGGAGUUUUAUUUUGGGGACAUAAUAUAUAGAAAACGUCUUUCAUCUAUAAAUUAAAAUCAGGGUUUAUAAAAAUCAUACUAAAUUAACUAAAACUGUACUUUAUGUGCCGGCAACUACUGUUUUCGUACUUUUAGUAGCAUGUUUUCCGAACUAUAACUUCAAUCUGUAUCAAUAUUAAUAACAAGAUUCCACUGGCUUUCAAUUAAUAGUCAACACUGUUUCAAUAUAUUCCUAAUUUUAUAGACCUUAUAUUGACCAAUUUCUUCGUAAUUUCAUUCUCAGUGCUUUCAUUGGCUUAAUUCAUAUCACAGUGAUACAAUCAUAAAAGAUUAUAAUACUGUUAUUUUGUUUGCAACAGCUGUACUAGUUAGUUUCUAAUUGGUAAAAUAAAAAAUAUAUAUUUACAUUAGCAAAUAAAUGAAUCAUGCAGAAAAGUUUUGUGCGGGUUAAAUCCCAAUUAUUUUGCAAGUGUAAUAAGAAAACACCAAUAUUUUAGUACCUAUAUGAGCACUUCUCUUUAAUUUGCAGGAACAUAAUCAGUUUCCAUAUGUUUUAAUCAUAUUAUCAAAGAUAUAUGUUGAUAAAGAGACUCUUUUCUAAGUUUACAAAUUACAAAGACAGAAUGGAUACCAUUGACAGUGGUAAAUGUACAAAUUAUAACAUAUUUUAAAAUGCAAAUUCCUGAUUUUCUUUUCCUGUAAAGUGAAAAACGACUUCUAAGGUUCUGGCAGAAAUUGAACAUUGGUUUAAGGCAAUAAAGUUGCUUAUCUCGGAGCCCAAACAAUAUGAAUGUACAGUAUGAUUACCAAUAUCAGCCUAUAUAAUAUGUGUACUAACCACAUUAUAAACUAUGUUAAUACAAUAACAUGUACUUGAUAAAUGUCCUCUGUUUAAGAUAUGGGGUUUAAAUACUGAUCUUUAAUAUAACCAAGAAAAUGUUAUUUCUGGAAAAUGGAAUUUAAGUUUAUUGUGUCUGCUCUUUAACAUAUCUGAGCUUAUCAAACAAAAUAUUCUGUAUAUAUAAGCAUUAGGGAUGGUGUCAACAUUCUUGUAUCAAUAUGUAUUAUUUACUGUAUUAUUUACUGACAAAUGAUUUCAAUAAUAUGAAAUGUUAUCUCAAUAUAUAAUAAAGAAAAUAUGUUUUUUUAA